AGCUGCGGCGGCGCAGGAGGGGGCCGUUUGGUGAGGGCGCGGCCUCUGGGAGGGGGACGUGCGACACGCAUCCCAGCGCUGCCUCGGGCCACCCGGGAGCCUCGCGGCAGCUCAUUGCCCCACUUGGCCACACUGGCUCCGUGAUCCCUCUUUGCGCCUGCCUCGUCUUGUCACCUCCCGUCUCACCCUCCUCGCUCCAGCCUCUGCCACCUCAUCCACAGCCAUCUGAGCGAGCGCGCCUCUGAGAGCAGGAGGUGCUGCUCCGGGACACAGGGCGCGCCCUCCAAAGGUCCCCAGCUCGACAUUUGGGGCCCCCCCCGCAGGCGACAGCAUGGACACCAAGCGCUGCUUCGCCAACCGCUUCGAUGACUACCAGGGCAGCCUGCUGGCGGGCCAGUGCGAGGAGGCAGUGGCGCCCUUGGUCACCUCCACCAUCGAACGCAUCCUUCAGGAGCUGCCCCCACUGGGGGGUGGCGCUGAGGCUCGGGGGGCGACGGCCGCGGGCAGCAGCUGCCAGGGGGGUCUGUACAGCGGCGUGGCCGGGGUGGCCUACAUGCUCUACCACGUCUCGCAGAGCCCGCUUUUCGCUGCCGCCCGCGAACGCUACCUGCGCUUCGCCAAGCGCCUCAUCGACGCGUGCUCCCGCGCCGAGGAGUGGGGCGAGACGGACGCGGACACCCGCGCCGCCUUUCUGCUCGGGGGCGCGGGCGUGUACGCCGUGGCCACGCUCGUCUACCACGCCUUGGGCCGCUCCGACUACGUGCAGCCCCUCGGCAAGUUCCGGGCUCUGUGCGCCGUCUGCGCGCCGGUCUCCUUCCUGGACUGCGGCUCCGAUGAGCUGUUCGUGGGCCGAGCCGGCUACCUGUGCGCCGCGCUUGUGCUCAAGCAGAAGCUCGCCCAGGAGGUAUUGACACCAACACAAAUUAAAGCAAUAUGCCAGGCAAUUCUGGACUCUGGGAAGCAGUAUGCUACGAAGAAGAGAAAACCAUUUCCCCUGAUGUAUUCUUACUAUGGAACGGAAUACCUGGGGGCAGCUCAUGGCCUGUCGUCCAUUCUCCAGAUGCUUCUUUCUUACCAUGAGCACCUCAAACCUUCAGAUCGGGAGCUGGUGUGGCAGAGUGUGGACUUCCUCAUGGAGCAGGAACAGAAUUGCAACUGGCCACCAGAGCUUGGAGAGACCAUCGAGAGAGAGAAUGAGCUUGUCCACUGGUGCCACGGCGCUCCAGGAAUUGCUUAUCUGUUUGCCAAAGCUUAUCUCAUUUCCAAGAAACCGCAGUACCUGGACACAUGUAUCCGGUGUGGGGAGCUAACAUGGCAAAAAGGCCUGCUGAAGAAGGGGCCAGGGAUUUGCCAUGGUGUAGCUGGCAGUGCCUAUGUCUUCCUUCUUCUGUACCGUCUUACAGGAAACUCGAAAUACAUCUACCGUGCCCAAAGGUUUGCUCAGUUCUUAUUCACUGAAGAAUUCAAAGCUGGUUCCCGGGUCCUUGAGAGCAUAUACAGUUUGUAUGAAGGCUUCUCCGGGACUGUUUGCUUUCUCAUUGAUUUGCUACAGCCCAAUCAGGCUGAGUUUCCUCUCUUCAGUGUCUUUGUUUAA
Messenger RNA from Grammomys surdaster, 1594 nucleotides. RefSeq names its product LanC like 3 (gene Lancl3). The coding region runs from base 332 to 1594 and encodes 420 amino acids. NCBI's taxonomy places the organism in Eukaryota, Metazoa, Chordata, Mammalia, Rodentia, Muridae. The transcript is spliced from 5 exons. Gene Ontology annotation, cellular component: plasma membrane. The record is from RefSeq and is a predicted model, not a curated record. Gene Ontology annotation, biological process: carbohydrate metabolic process; peptide modification.